CCUUAAGCUUUGUUUUUAAUUUUUGAAAUGUCAAUUAUAUGUACUGGGUACUGGAACAACGAACCAGUAAAACGGAACGAAGAAGUAUUUGUUGUUAUUUUUAUUUUGUUGUCUAGUUCUUAGUAUCAAAUCUUGAAAAAUGUUAUUUCGGUGUAACCAUUACGUAGUAUCAACUCGUAAAUCGUAUCCUCGAUUUGUCAGUAGUUCCGCUCGAACUCGGAUCAUAAUAACAGAGAAUUUAUCUGCAGCCGCUUAUAAACCAGAAAAUGUACAAAAAGAUAAAUACGCAAAAUGGCAACAGAAAGGAUUAUUUCAGGCUGCUGUUCCUAGUGAUAAACCGCCGUUUAGCAUGGUGCUUCCACCUCCAAAUGUUACAGGAAAAUUACAUUUAGGCCAUGCUUUAGCUUGUACAGUUCAAGAUGUGAUUGUGAGAAGAAAAAGAUCUUUAGGUUACAAUGUGCUUUGGUUACCUGGCACUGAUCAUGCAGGAAUCGCUACUCAGGGUGUUGUGGAAAAAUAUUUACAAAGUAAAAACAAUGUGGACCGCAUAUCGAUCGGACGAGAGAAGUUCAUUAAUGAAGUUUGGAAAUGGAAGGAAAAACAUGGUGACACUAUUACUGAACAACUCAAGCUGUUAGGGUGUUCAUUGGAUUGGUCUCGGCAAAUGUUUACCAUGGACCCCAAGCACACUCAUGCUGUAAACGCAGCUUUCAUAAAAUUAUUUGAAAAUGGUCUCAUAUAUAGGAAGAAGGCUUUAGUUAAUUGGUGUAAUAAAUUAAAAUCAACAGUGUCUGAUAUUGAAGUGGAAAAUAUGCCUAUUAAAGGUCCCACCCAAGUAGCAGUGUAUGGAUAUGAUAGAACUGUUAUGUUUGGGCAGUUAUUCAACUUUGCUUAUAAAAUAUAUGGUAGUGAUGAGGAAGUUGUAGUCUCUACUACAAUGCCUGAGACUAUGCUGGGCGAUACUGCUAUAGCAGUACAUCCAGAAGACGAAAGGUACAAACAUCUUGUAGGUAAGAGAGCUAUACAUCCGUUUAGAAAUGACACCAUACCCAUUAUAGCUGAUGACUUUGUUGAUAUCAAGUUUGGCACAGGUGCUGUUAAAAUUACACCUGCUCAUAAUAAAACAGAUUAUAAUAUCGCCAAAAAACACCAUUUACCUCUUCUACAAGUUGUAGGAGAGGAUGGUCUUAUGCUUAAUACAGAAAACUAUGACACCACGAAGAAAUAUGACUGUAGAGAUAUAGUUGUUCAAGAUUUGCAAAGACACGGGCUUCUAAAGAGCGUUGUGCCACACGAAAUGACUUUACCAGUAUGCAGUCGCACUGGUGAUGUCAUUGAAUACUUACCAAAGGAACAGUGGUUUCUUUCUUGUACUCAGAUGAAUCGAAGGGCUUCAGAAUUUGUAAAAUCGGGGAAAAUAAAAUUAGAACCUGAGAAAUUUAUGAAAAACUGGGAAAAUUGGACAAGUGACGAUAGGGAUUGGUGCGUAUCACGACAGCUGUGGUGGGGGCAUCAAAUACCAGCUUAUAAAUGCACGACUGAACAAAAUAUCGUUUGGAUCGCGGCUAAAGAUGAAGUGUCGGCAAAGUUGAAAUCAUCAAAAUAUUUACGAACUCUUCCUGAUGACAUUAAAGCUGAAAGGGACACAGACGUUUUGGAUACUUGGUUUUCAUCAGGGAUAUAUCCCUUUGCGGCUUUAGGUUGGCCUGACCAUUACUACAAUCAAGAGUACAAAGAAUUUUACCCUCUAGAUCUAAUGGCGACAGGCCAUGAUAUUCUCGGAUUUUGGGUGCAUAGAAUGGUGAUCCUCGGAUUGGAGUUGACAGGAAAGAUUCCCUUUUACAAUGUUCUGCUACACGGGAUAAUAUGUGAUAGUAAAGGAAGAAAAAUGUCUAAGAGCAGGGGCAACGUAAUCGACCCUGUCGAUGUAAUUAAUGGUAUAUCGAUAGAAAAACUCAAAGAAAAGGCUGAAGAAAUGCAUAGAGCUGGUGUACUUAGUAAAGAUGAACUGAAAAAAGCUCUCGUGUACCAUAAAACGAACUACAGUCAUACAAAUGGCAUACCUGAAUGUGGAGUGGACGCAUUAAGAUUCACACUUCUUACACAAGACAUUAAGUCUCAUUUUGUUAAUUUCGAUGUUCAUAUGUGUCACGCUAAUAAACUGUUCUGUAACAAGAUAUGGCAGAGUAUUAAAUACACUCAGUUAUCAUUUGCAAAAUUAAAAGAAGUAGAAGAUGUGACUAUUGAAGAUCUUACAUUCUUCGACAAAUGGAUACUUAGUAGGCUAGCAGAUAUGGUAGCGAAAUUCAACCAGGCGAUGGAAGAAUACGAUUUCCAUUUGGCUACCAAAGCCAUCAGAACUUUGAUUUACAAUGAAUUUUGUGAUGUUUAUUUAGAGGCUACGAAACCUGGAUUUGAAAGCGGGAAUGCCAAGUUAGGAUAUGCCCAUGCGCACACACUUUCAGCUGUCCUAAACACUUCACUAAGAUGCUUAUCACCAUUCAUGAUAUAUUUAACAGACGAAGUCAUACCGAAAAUUCCCUCAUUUGAACGUAACAUUAUAAUCAAUUUCGAAGAUCAUAAGAACUCUUAUUUCGAUCUUCCCAAGACGGAUGAAUUUGAAAUUUGGAAAAAUAGCGAUCUCGAGUUGCACGUUGGGAAACUCUUGAAUACAGUCAAUCUAGUCAGAGAAUUGAAAGGUUUUUAUGGUAUAUCUAAUAAACUAAGACCGUCAAUCCAAGUGACCACUGAAGACAAAAUACUCGAGAGAGAUUUGAAAUGCAAUGAAAAUGUGGUUUUAAAUUUCACCAGGUGUAAACUUUUAACAUUUGAUAAAGAUUCGUUAAAAAAUUGUGUAACCGGUAUUUUAGAUAAGAGUACUGAAGUUAGUGUGGAAAUCAUAGGUGAAGAUGUAGAAAGUACAAUAUCAGACGCUAAAGAUAGGUUAAAUAUGAAAAUCAAGAAAUUAGAAGAGAGCAUAGCACAAUUAGAAACGAAACUUUUAAACAAACAACAUUUACAGAGUGUAUCUGAAUCGACCAGAAUAUUGGACGACGAAAAAUUGCAAUCAAAAAAGAAUGAAUUGAAUCAACUUAGAAGACUGACUUAGGUUUAAGAUAAGAAUACUAAAGUUAGUGUGUAUUCUAAGGCCGUAUACAGAAAGAAAGCCGAAAGCCGAUCGGCGCCGAUC
Molecule: messenger RNA, 3190 nt
Organism: Chilo suppressalis (striped riceborer)
Lineage: Eukaryota; Metazoa; Arthropoda; Insecta; Lepidoptera; Crambidae
Source: the annotation of a GenBank genome assembly